AUGGGUGACCACGACAUUGUCCAGUCCUUCAAAUCUACCAUCGGGUCCAACUUACAGGACUCUUACACCCAAGUCCAUGUUCUACUCAUAGCCUGGGAAGAGCACGACCUCGGCGACGUUGACGGCGAGAUACGGGAUCUCCGCGCCAUAUUUGAGAAAGACUACCGCUAUAGUAGCGUGGUCUUCUUUCCCAUCCCAACCAAAGGGUCAUCCCGUGCUAGACUCAACAGAGAAAUCUCGAGCUUCGUGGAAGAACAGUCGUUCCCCGAGGGGUCUCUCAUCAUCGUUUACUACGCCGGCCAUUGCAGUCCAGAUUCGCGGGGUCAGGCUGAGUGGGCGGCCUUUGGGCGGGGUGGCCCAACAGUGUCUUGGCAUGUUACACAGCAACUACUCUUCUCGGCCGUUGGUGAUGUUCUUCUCAUUCUCGAUUGUUGUCAUGCAUCUCUCAUCACCGGCGGCUCCAAGGAUGGCGAUGGUCGGUUUGAACUGAUUGCUGCGUCGGCCAAGGGAGCCAAGACCCCUGUCCCGGGUCGGAGAUCUUUCACCAGGGCGCUUAUCAGGCUGCUGAAAGAGCAUGUCAAUACAGAAAUUAAUACCGGACUAGAGACACCUGUAUUUCAUGAUUUCGUGAGGAAAUCGGCUACAAAAAUCGUUCUCCAGCCUCUCGAAACUCGGGAUAUCCCAGAAGGUUUCGCGGCAAAACCAGCUGGCUACCUCGUUUUCCGAGCAUCACUCUCAGAUGACGUGACUGGAUUGCAAAUAGCAAAUUGGCUCAAGACCGCACCUCCCAAGAAUGUCACGGCUGUCAGUAUCGAGGCAGUUGUCAGUCGGGCCCGUCGCAUACAAGAUGCUCUCAGAGACGGUGCUUUUCCUGAGGGAUCAUUGUUUGAGCAAUUGUCUAAACCCGCCCGGGACGAGAUUUUGAGAGGUAUUCAUGGGUUGAACACCGUCAUGGACAGCUGUAAAGAAUUCGCAACAGACACUACGACAAGCGGAGAUGAACUUGUCCAACAAUCACUGGUUGAGAUUCAAGAUAAAGUGUCAACGUUGAGAACAGCUGUCCAAACACCUCUGCUACUUGACACUGCUAUUAGCAGAAGUCCAUCUGGGGUGCCAAAAGAGCCUAGUGUUGAACUCAGAGCUGCUCUAGACGUGGAUGAGUCUCGUCACUUGGCCGACAUGGUCGUUCGGCCUGAUCCACUUGACGAUAGCAUUAGCCGUGAGAUCAACCGCGAUCGAAUCUUCGAAGCCCUUAAAAGAAAUGGCUCUGCGGAUAAGUUAUUCAAGCGUUUCAAGCUGGGCAGUAUUGACGGCCGAUCUGUCAUCAUGGAGACCUGGAAGUACAAGGAGUCGGAUGGUAGCAGUGGUGAACCGCAAGAUCAAACUCUGAGACAGGUUCGCAAGAUCACGGAGUUGCUAUGUCAUCCAAAGGAUAAAGACUUCCACAUAUUAUCAUGUGCAGGCUUCUUUCGUGACAGGCUUCGAAAAGAGCUUGGCAUAGUAUUCUGGACUCCACCCACAUUUGAUUCCAAGGGUGAGGUAUCAACUCUCCAUCAACUGUACAAGAUGCAUCGACUUGUUCCUCUCGGUCAGCGGAUCCGUCUGGCUUGGGCUAUUGCCACAGCCAUUGAGAACUUCCACCGUGUCGGCUGGGUGCACAAAGGAAUCCGAAGCGACAACAUUGCUUUCACAGAAGUUCUUCCUGACCUGAAGUCCGAUUUGGACGAUGAAGAUCCGGCUUCACCAUUUGUUGGCAACUUGGACUUGAGCAAGCCACUGCUAUUUGGAUUCGAGUACUCUCGUGCUGACGACGAGGCGACAUUUCUAGAAGAAGAUUACACACUUGCCAACAAUCUCUAUCGUCACCCCGAUCGAUGGGGUCGCCCGACAGCAAGAUUUGAGAAAAGUCACGAUGUCUACGCGCUUGGUGUCGUGCUGCUUGAAAUUGCCUUGUGGAAGGAAGCUAGCUCCAUCCUCAAGUCCUUCUUGGAAACCAAACCCCUAGUUGCUUCGGGUGUUGUGAAGGCCUUGAUUGGAAAGUGCGGCAAGACGCUGUCUCAUCAGGUUGGUAGGGUCUUUGCACAAUGUAUUGUUAAGUGCUUAGAGUUUCCUGUUGCCACGAAGGGUAUGAGCGAGUAUGAUGCGCAGAGAUAUUUCCAGCGGAAUGUCACAGAACCAAUGUCACGCGCGGUAUUGCGGGUGUAA
Fusarium graminearum PH-1 is the source of this 2205-nucleotide messenger RNA. RefSeq lists its product as uncharacterized. Gene Ontology annotation, molecular function: ATP binding; protein kinase activity. Bases 1 to 2205 code for a protein of 734 amino acids. Gene Ontology annotation, biological process: protein phosphorylation. The transcript has 2 exons. NCBI's taxonomy places the organism in Eukaryota, Fungi, Ascomycota, Sordariomycetes, Hypocreales, Nectriaceae. The record is from RefSeq and is a predicted model, not a curated record.